Symbiodinium sp. CCMP2592 is the source of this 303-nucleotide messenger RNA. Lineage: Eukaryota; Dinophyceae; Suessiales; Symbiodiniaceae. The record is from the annotation of a GenBank genome assembly.
AUGCAGCUAAGAAUCCAGACGGGCACUGUAGGUGAUGUCCUCGGAAAAUGUGAGGAGAUUAAGGUGCCUGAAGUGGUCUGGCUCAUUAAUUCCUUGGACGAGGACGGCGAAUUGGCCUUGUUCGAAAACUUGAAAGAUGAUGAUGACAUGUUCGCAGGCCUGAACGAGACUCUGGCAAGUCUGUCACAGUGUUUCGAAGAGCAGACGCGCCGGACAAAGGCCCAGAUUGCAGGCAGCAAGCUGGCCAGUAUAUCAAGUAGCAAGAAGGAUAUACUUCUAGUAGCGAGGGAAACCGACCAAUGA